AUGCCUCGAACCAAGCGAGAGAAAGAAGUAUCGUUGACGAAAGUAAAAAAGAAGACUAAGGAAGCUAAAUCGGGGAUGAUCAAUGAGGUCAAGCAUUGUGCUGAAAGUUACGAGAAUCUCUACGUGUUUUCUGUGGACAAUAUGAGAUCCGAUUUGUUUUUGGAAGUACGGCAACACUUCAAAGCAAAUUCGCGUUUCUUCUUUGGCAAGAACAAUGUGAUGGCGGUCGCGUUGGGACGAACAAAAGAAGCGGAAUGUCAAAAGAACUUGCACAAAAUGGCUAACUCGUUAAAAGGACAGCGUGGAUUGAUGUUUACUAAUGUGCCGGAUGAGAAGGUAAUCAAGUACUUUGAAGAAUUUCGACACAAGGAUUUUGCGCGAGGAGGACAAGUGGCAACGGAAACCAUAGAGUUGAGCGAGGGUCCUUUACCACAAUUUUCAUUUUCAAUGGAACCACAACUGCGGAAGCUUGGAUUGCCAACAAAACUUGAAAAGGGACAGAUUGAACUGUAUAAGGAUUUCCACGUGUGCUCGGAAAACGAAACCCUCAAUGCCGAACAAGCUAAAAUACUCAAAAUUCUUGGGAUCAAAAUGAGCGAGUUCCGCUUUGUUCUUCACAAAAGAUGGCAGCGCUCGACUGGGAAAAUUCUGGAAAUUGAAGAA
Messenger RNA from Mesorhabditis belari, 663 nucleotides. The record is from the annotation of a GenBank genome assembly. NCBI's taxonomy places the organism in Eukaryota, Metazoa, Nematoda, Chromadorea, Rhabditida, Rhabditidae.